This is a messenger RNA of Racocetra persica, 240 nucleotides long. Lineage: Eukaryota; Fungi; Glomeromycota; Glomeromycetes; Diversisporales; Gigasporaceae. The record is from the annotation of a GenBank genome assembly.
AUGUAUGAGGACAUGAAUGCCUUAUAUUCAGGUGCAAUGACGCAAUAUAUGCCUACAGAGAUAAUAGGCAAAGUAGGUUCAGAAGAGGUACCAGAUAUUCAAACUAUUUCGCCAAAUGCAGAAAUAGGCUAUAUGCCCAAAGUAGACUUAGAAUUAAGUCCAUAUAAUGCAAAAUUAGUACAAGACAAAGAAGUAGGAGCUAUAUAUGAGACAAAGGCUAAAGGUCACAAAGAUUUAUGA